Talaromyces marneffei is the source of this 1071-nucleotide messenger RNA. RefSeq lists its product as uncharacterized. Gene Ontology annotation, biological process: pantothenate biosynthetic process. Gene Ontology annotation, molecular function: 2-dehydropantoate 2-reductase activity. The coding region runs from base 1 to 1071 and encodes 356 amino acids. Gene Ontology annotation, cellular component: cytoplasm. The record is from RefSeq and is a predicted model, not a curated record. The transcript has 3 exons. Lineage: Eukaryota; Fungi; Ascomycota; Eurotiomycetes; Eurotiales; Trichocomaceae.
AUGGGCUCAAUGGCAAAGUCAAACAUCUUGGUGGUGGGAUUUGGGGGUAUAGGCACAAUAACUGCAUAUAACCUGGAAGCAGGUGGUCUUGCGACAGUGACGGGUGUGCUGCGAUCGAAUUAUGAUAUGGUAAAGGAACGGGGCUUCAAGAUUUGGUCGUGCGAUCAUGGCGAUAUCCCAUCUUGGAGGCCUUCUACGAUAUCCAAAAAUGUACCAAAUGUCGAGGCAGAGUCGCUCACUCCAUUUGACUACGUUGUUGUCUGCACCAAGAAUAUCCCCGAUAUUCCUCCCACCGUGGCCGAUAUCAUCGCCCCCGCAAUCACCGCAGGCCAUACGGCAAUUGUACUCGUCCAAAACGGAAUCAAUAUCGAAAAGCCGAUUAUUGCUGCAUUUCCAUCUAAUGUUGCUAUAUCCGGGAUCUCUCGCAUGAGCUCUGCCGAGCUUGCGCCUGGCCAAAUAUUUCACCAGGACCACGAUAUCCUGAUCAUUGGUGCAUUCCGAAAUCCGAAUCUAGAACUCAAGACGGAACUGAAAGCUGCAAAACACUUUGCUGAUUUGUACAAUGCAGGUGGCAAAGCAACCGGGCAAUACGAUGAAGAUGUGACAUUCAUGAGAUGGCGGAAACUGGUUUAUAAUGCUUCUUUUAAUUCUCUAUGUGCAAUCACUGGGAUGGACACAACAAAGCUUCGUCUUUCGGGGUCCGCGGUUCAUGAGCUUUUGCUUCCGGUCAUGCUGGAGAUUAAGAAUAUUGCGAGGGCUGCUGGUGUCAAGCUGGCUCCAGACCAAGAGGAGGUAUCCUUGGCUGGGGAUGCUAUCGACGCCUAUUUCCGGCCGAGUAUGCAGCAGGAUAUCGAGAAGGGCAAUUAUAUGGAAAUGGAAAUCAUAGUUGGCGAAUCUGUCAGAGAAGCUCAACGUCUCGGUGUCCCCGCGCCAACCCUAACGUUUAUCUACUCUCUACUGAAGGUUUUGCAGUUCAAGACCAAAGCCAAGAAAAAUCUCGUUACACUCCCACCUAUGAAAGAUUAUGGAGCCGGUGAUAUAUUGGCUGCGUUUAAGAAAGGUCAAUCUUGA